Molecule: messenger RNA, 564 nt
Organism: Dichomitus squalens LYAD-421 SS1
Lineage: Eukaryota; Fungi; Basidiomycota; Agaricomycetes; Polyporales; Polyporaceae
Exons: 2
Source: RefSeq, a predicted model, not a curated record
AGACUCAGUCGAGACACGUUUGAUCGACUGGUAGCGCUCCUUGGUUGUAAUCCCAUCUUCGUGUCAACUGGUCGCAGGCCUCAGCGUCAUGUCAAGUACCAGCUUGGCGCAUUUCUCUUUCGCUAUGGGCGACUAGGAACCGACUCCCUCGAUGUUGCUCAGAAACUGGGUGUCGGGCAUGGAACCGUUGUUUUGUACUGCAAGCGCGUUACACGAGCGAUCCGCGAACUCCGUUCCCAGUACUUACAAUGGCCGACUAAAGCUCAACGCGAAGCGAUUGCGAGUGCCAUCGAGGACAAGUCUGGCUUUCCCAAAUGUGUUGGCUCAUGCGACGGGAGCUUGAUACGCUUCUGUGAAGAGCCUAUCGUUGAUGGACAUGUGUAUGUAUCACAAAAGAAGAGCUACUCAACAAACAUUCAGACAACGGUCGACCACACCGGUCGCUUCACGUCUUAUGACUUGGGAUGGCCAGGUUCUGUGCCUGACUCCUGCAUCUUCAGGAAUUCCCAUAUAUGGUCACACCGUCACCUAUACUUUUCAGAGGGUGAAUAUAUCUUUGUUGAU